Messenger RNA from Silurus meridionalis, 3159 nucleotides. It is a transcript of the gene mntb, whose product is annotated as MAX network transcriptional repressor b. The transcript has 6 exons. Gene Ontology annotation, biological process: regulation of transcription by RNA polymerase II. The record is from RefSeq and is a predicted model, not a curated record. NCBI's taxonomy places the organism in Eukaryota, Metazoa, Chordata, Actinopteri, Siluriformes, Siluridae. Gene Ontology annotation, molecular function: protein dimerization activity; DNA-binding transcription factor activity, RNA polymerase II-specific; RNA polymerase II cis-regulatory region sequence-specific DNA binding. Bases 286 to 1872 code for a protein of 528 amino acids.
UAUGCCGCCUUCCUCUGUGUUGUGUUUUCUGUUACUCGCAUCGCCAUCUUGUUGCGAGUCCAGUCAUGCAGUCGGAGGAGUUUCCGGGAGAUUUGUAGACUUUAUUUUUGUUUUUAAUGUUAUUAUAAUAUUACGGAUUAAAAUUACAGCUUUGUGCGCGUGAACACUCCGGUCAGCCCGCAUACACGUGACCUGCGGUGUGCGUGUGUAAAUAUAUAUAUACUAAUAUAUAUAUAUGUGUGUGUGUGUGUGUUUUAAAUACACUGUAUCCGCUCGGUGUACGAAAUGAGUAUUGAUACACUUCUGGAAGCGGCUCGAUACCUGGAGUGGCAAGCCCAGCAACAACAGAUUACACGUGAGGAGGAUGAGCGACAACAAAAGGCCCUCCUGUCCUGUCGAGCGCAACCCAAGCGUCCUGAAGUUCCUGCCUCACCCAUCCAGCCAGUGCAGGUCAACCACGUGAGCUGGAAUGAAGACGCAAGAAGAGAACCUCGCAACCACCAACCAUGCCCUCCAGCCCCAGCUCCUCCCCUGCCUCCACCCAUGCCCAUAACAGUAAUCCCAAUCCCUGUGGUUCCUGCUAACCCUGCAGCCUCAACGCUCCACACAGCCUCCACCAUACCAGUGGUGACUCCUCUGGCUACAGCUCUAUCCCCUCCAGGCGCACCUUUACUCAACCAUGUGGUGAAGGACACACACUCUCCGUUGCACCCGCAGCAUUUUCAGUACCUUCAGCAUCGCCCCCUGGUCACCCACGUGAAGGCAGAGGGCAGCACCUUGCCUCAGUCGGGCACCAGUCCCAAGCAGCACCCUCAGGCCCUGCUCCAGCCCUGCCCGGCACCUGUUAUCACCCCUCAGCAUGCCAUACUGGCCCAACCCACUCUGGCACAGAGUCAUAUAUCUCAUCCGGCCCGACCCAACGGCGCAGCGUUGGAGGACAACCGCGGUCUGGAUGGCAAGAGGCGCCCCGGAGGAGCAGGAACCAGGGAGGUGCACAAUAAGCUAGAAAAGAAUAGACGUGCACAUCUGAAGGAAUGCUUUGAGACCCUCAAGAGGAACGUCCCCAACGUGGACGAUAAGAAGACCUCCAAUCUGAGCGUGCUCCGAAGCGCCCUGCGCUACAUCCAGACUCUAAAGCGUAAGGAGAAGGAUUACGAGCACGAGAUGGAGAAGCUGGCGAGGGAGAAGAUCGCCACUCAGCAGAGGCUGGCUGAGCUGAAGAAAGAUCUGGGCCAGUGCAUGGACGUCUUGGAGAUCGAGCGCAUCCUCCGGCAGACGGUCCAACCUGAAGAUGACCAGGCUUCCACAUCAACAGCAUCAGAAGGCGAAGACAACUUCGAGCAGGACGCCGCAGACGGAGCGCGCUCCACGACCUUGAGAGGUCAGCCGGCACCGUCUGACCCCCGCUGUCCCAUACUUCCUCCUCUGUCCAUCCUGCCCUCUCACAUAGCCUUCCAGCACAAAGCCUCCACCCCUCCACACCCCCAGAACGCAGCCAUCGCCCCCCAGCCCAGCGUCAUAGCGCACGCCUCCGUCUCGCACGCCUCCGUCAUCCAGGCCGUCAAUCACGUGCUCCCGGCUUCUUCCAAAUCCAUCAGUCAUAUCACCGUGCACCCGGUGACCCUUUACCCGCAGACCGUGGCCGUCUCUCAGUCGUCUGUGCUGGGCCACAUCACGCAGACGCUGACCCAGCAGCCUCAGAGCCACAGCCAUGUGAACGGUGCUGCUGUGGCACAGCAGGGCACUAUUGUGGGAAAGCCCACGGCCGUAGUGGCCCAUCAUCACACAGGUCUCGUGGGGCAGGCCGUGCUCAACCCAGUGACUAUGGUGACCAUGCCGCCUUUUCCUGUCAGCACGCUUAAGCUAGCAUGAAACAUACAGGUGUAGGGCUUGUGAAGAACAUCUGGAUUGUCAGAAAAGAGCACAGGACUGUUAUCGUGCCGAGUGAAUCAAACGAGAAACACACGUGCGAACCUUAAAACCACGAGUUUUAUUCGCAGCGAGCGACGCAUCCAUUUCACUCCGUCUUAUGGGCGCAGCUCAGAAUAAUCGUCUCAGGCGUCGCUUUCUCACCCGGUCAACAGGAAAAAGAAUACGAAUACAAAAUCGCAGUUAGUGAGAACACAUGAUUUCCUGCAUUAUUAUUAUUAUUAUGAUGAUGAUGAUCAGAAACGAUUGCUCGUUAUCCGGCUGGCAUUCGAUAAUUCUCAAAUCUAGAAGUGCCUAAUCUGUGGUCUAAAUCCAAUGGCGCCCUCUGCUGUUUAAAACGCGGUCCAGCAGAGGCUUUUCCAUUAGUCACAAGGAUUAUUCGGUUUUCUUCAAUGCCAAACGUUGGCAGAGAAAACGAGGCCUUCAGAUAAAGACUUGGAUAAAGGAGUAGAAGACCGGCGCCCUCACUCGGCGUCCAGGAAAUCACCAGACAUAGCGUUCGUAACGUAGGCGUACAAUUUGACCCGUAAAGCGUAAAUUUCUUCCAUUACACUUGUGUUUGUUUGGCGAUAUUUACACCUCUUGAGAUUCUACAAGGCACUAGAUUUACUUCCACGGAUUAACUUUUCUACCUGGCAUAUGAAUGUCAAUAUAUGAACGCUUGUCCUUUUAGAUAAUUUUUUUCUCUUUUGCCUGACGCAUCGUCAUGUUUUCUUUGUAUGUGUGUGUAUGAGAGAGCUUCAUGAAGAUGUUCAUCAUCAUCACCUUAUACAUUACACUUUUAAAUUAAUUAACAUUUCUACCUACACAAUAGGAUGCUUUCUUCCCCACAUCCACGUACCAUAUAACACUCGUGACACUUUCCUCGUGUUGCUUCCUUGGGGUACCUUCCUGCCUUCUUUUUUUUUUUUUAAUAUAUAGUAAAUCCUUAAUAUUUUGUAGUUAUGCUUUUUUUUUAUUUAUUUUUUUUUACUAUAGAAUAAAAACUUUGCUGACGUACUAUCAGAUUUAACCAGAACACUGUGAUUCCCUGCUCGUCAAUUCGCCAGUCCUUCAAAAGAAAAAAAAAAAAAACUAUUCCACGUUUUUUAAUUUACACGCUGAGGUGAGAAGGCCACGUUCUUAUGUCCAAUUUAGAUGUGAAAGUCCCGUCAUGACCGUAAAGAGUGAACGAUACAUGCUGUGCUUUAUAUUUGGUAAAAAAAAAAAAAAAAAAAGAAUUCACUUACC